Molecule: messenger RNA, 447 nt
Organism: Toxorhynchites rutilus septentrionalis
Lineage: Eukaryota; Metazoa; Arthropoda; Insecta; Diptera; Culicidae
Product: endocuticle structural glycoprotein ABD-5-like
Exons: 2
Coding region: 52-366 (104 amino acids)
Cellular component (GO): chitin-based extracellular matrix
Molecular function (GO): structural constituent of chitin-based larval cuticle
Source: RefSeq, a predicted model, not a curated record
AUUUAUAAGAGAAGACAUAGCGAAACUAGCUCACGAAUAAAAAAAUAAAACAUGAAGCUCAUCGUGGUGUUUGCUGCUGUUCUGGCCGUUGCCCUUGCUGCCCCCGUUGACGAGAAAGACGCUCACGUUGUGCAGUACGAGAACGAUCACCAGGGAAUUGGCGGUUACAAUCUUAAAUAUGAAACCAGCAACGGCAUCCAGCAGGUAGAACAGGCUCAGCUCAAGAAAUUCGAUGAUGAGGUCAGUGCCCUUGUUGUUCGCGGCUCGUACUCCUAUGUCGGCGACGAUGGACAGACCUACACUGUGAACUACAUUGCGGAUGAGAACGGAUUCCAGCCGGAGGCGGCCCAUAUUCCUCGUGCUUAAAUGUUUGGUGACUGGUGCGCCGUUUUUUUGUUAUAUUUAGGAUCUAGUGACGAAAUAAAUCGAUGCUGUGAGUCUUUUUUA